Messenger RNA from Puntigrus tetrazona (Sumatra barb), 7572 nucleotides. RefSeq names its product protocadherin-related 15b (gene pcdh15b). Bases 2 to 5695 code for a protein of 1897 amino acids. Gene Ontology annotation, molecular function: calcium ion binding. The transcript has 33 exons. Gene Ontology annotation, cellular component: stereocilium; plasma membrane. Gene Ontology annotation, biological process: sensory perception of sound; inner ear development; homophilic cell-cell adhesion. Lineage: Eukaryota; Metazoa; Chordata; Actinopteri; Cypriniformes; Cyprinidae. The record is from RefSeq and is a predicted model, not a curated record.
GAUGCGCCAGAGGUCGUGGCUCUUUAAAUGGUUGGGAAUAGGCAUUGGCGUUCUACUGCUCACCGCUGCUAGCUAUUCUCAGGAUUCGGAUGACUGGCAGUAUGAGGAAUGCAAGCUCUCCAGAACAGGCCCGCCUGCAACCAUUGUAGCCAUAGAUGAGGAGAGUCCUAAUGGAACCCUUCUGGUGGAGAACAUGCAGAUAAAUGGAAGAGCAGAAGACCCUGACAGAACCAUCUCUUUAUCUCUGCGAGACAACUACGACUACUGGGUCAUUCUGGACCCGGUUAAACAACGCCUGUAUCUCAACAGCACCGGACGGGUUCUGGACAGAGAUCCUCCCUCCUACAUUCAGUCCAUUGUGGUGCAGGUUCAGUGUACUAAUGAGCUUGUUGGCACGGUGAUCCUACACGAGGUGCGGAUAGUCGUACGGGAUCGAAACGACAACACCCCACGCUUUCAGCAGCCGCGCUACUAUGUAGCGAUUAAUGAGCUAACACCUGUCGGAACCACCGUCUUCUCAGGUUUUACAGGGAACAAUGGGGCUGUUGACAUUGAUGAUGGUCCUAAUGGACAGAUUGAAUACACCAUUCAAUACAACCCUAAAGAUCCGACCACAAACAGGACAUUCGACAUCCCUCUCACCCUGUCUGGAUCAGUGGUUCUGAGAGAGAGGCUGAAUUAUGAAGAGAUCACACGCUACCUGGUCAUCAUUCAGGCCAACGACAGAGCUCCAAACCCAAAGGACCGGCUCACCGCCACCACCACGCUCACUGUGGAUGUGUUGGACGGGGAUGACCUGGGCCCAAUGUUUCUUCCUUGCAGCCUGGUACACAACACCCGUGACUGCAAACCUCUUACGUACCGUGCCAGCAUCCUGGAGCUCACAGAUCCGAGUCGAGUAAACCCUGUCAACGUGACUCCUCCCAUUCAAGCUGUGGAUCAAGACAGAAACAUCCAGCCUCCGUCAGACCGCCCGGGAAUCCUGUACUCCAUUCUCAUCGGGAAGCCUGCGUCAUAUGCAGAGUAUUUCUCCUUGAAUCAGACCACAGCUGAGCUUCAACUCCUGAAACCCAUCAGCAGGGAGAAGUACCAGCAUUUGGACUUGGUAAUCAAGGCAGAGCAGGAUAACGGACACCCUCUCCCCGCGUUCGCUAAUCUCCACAUUGAGGUGCUUGAUGAGAACAAUCAGGCGCCGUAUUUCCAGGUGGCCACUUAUCAUGGAUUCAUCUCGGAGUCUGCUCCGCUGGGCACAACUAUCUCGAGCAGUGCCAAUCUCUCCACCCCCCUCGCCAUUAUCGCCCUGGAUAACGACAUCGAGGAGACGAAAGAUCCCAUGGUGCGCGUCUCUCUGGACAACUACAACAGCAUCUUUGCAGUGACGCCCAGUGGGAUCUCACGCUACCUGACACUACUGAGGCCCGUGGACCAUGAAGAACAGCCGAGUUAUGCCUUCACGAUGACUGCCUCAGAUGGCGUUCAGGAGAGCUCUCCAGUCACUGUAAAUAUCACUGUGAUUGACGCCAAUGACAACACACCCACCUUCUCCAACGUCUCCUACAGUGUAAAUGUUUACACAGACAUGCAGCCUGGAGACACAAUCUUACAGCUGACAGCAGUGGACGCUGAUGAGGGUCCCAAUGGGUUGGUGAGCUACAAAAUCUUGGCAGGGGAUCAGGGGCACUUCACCGUCAAUGACUACACAGGAAAGAUCACCGUGCUGCCUGGUGUAAACCUGACCGUGGGACGGUCCUACGCCCUCACCGUUAGGGCCUCGGACAACGCUCCUGCGUCCCAGAGAAGAAGUUCCAUUACUACGGUGUAUAUUGAAGUACUGCCCCCCAACAACCAGAGUCCUCCCCGUUUUCCUCAGCUCUUAUACAGCCUGGAGGUCAGUGAGGCCAUGAGGACUGGAGCCACGCUUCUCAACAUACAGGCAACCGACCGUGAAAGAGAUCCCAUUACAUAUACAGUCCUCAGAGGAGAUCCAAACAAUGUCUUUGAAGUCUCCCAAACGUCCGGGCUGUUGCUGCUGGCGAAGACACUGGACAGAGAGAUCACGGAUCACUACACGCUAACAGUCACGGCCUCCGACGGCAAGCCAGAUGGGACCUCGACCGCUACGGUGAAUAUAGCGGUGACUGAUGUCAAUGAUAAUGACCCUGAGUUCGAUCCUCUGCUGCCCCUUAAUCUCACAGUUCAAGAAGAAGAGGCAAAUGCUUUUGUGGGUCAAGUAAAGGCCACUGAUCUGGACCUGGGCGUUAACGGGCAGAUCAGAUACAGACUGGUCAGUCACACAGAUCUCUUCAGGAUCAGCACUGAUGGCAGCAUCUUCACAGCUGUGCCUCUGGACCGUGAGGAAAGGGCUCAGUAUGAUUUGGUCGUGCAGGCUUCAGAUGGGGCCAAGGACCCUCGCCGGACCACUGUCACGCUCUCCAUCAAAGUGCUGGACGUGGAUGACAACAGUCCAGCCUUCUCCCAGACAGCUUAUUACGUCACCCUGCCAGAAAACAACCCGGUGGGCAUGAUUAUCCUCAAUAUCAGUGCACUGGACCCCGAUCUGGACGCGAACGUCACGUACCGUAUCAGGACCAAAGAGGCCAGAGAGCUGUUUGCACUGAAUCCUCUCACCGGGGAGCUGAGGGUACUUCAGUCACUUGAUUUCGAGAAGCUCUUGCCGAAUAGGACGACAUGGAACUUCGUGGUAGAGGCUGUGGAUGGCGGAAGUGGCAAAAUGCCACCAGGGUUGGCCUCUGUUACCAUCACUGUGUUGGACAUGAACGACUUCCCGCCAGUGUUCAGUCAAAUGCUGUACCGGGGAAUGGUGGCGCCCAAUGCAAUCAAGGGGACCACUGUGACCACUGUACAUGCUGAGGACCUGGACCCACCGGGUACGGCAGCCAGUCGAGUUAACUAUAAAGUGGAUCUGGAGCAGUUUCCUUACAGCACUAGUAUCUUCGACGUGGAAGAGAACUCUGGCAAUGUUCUCACCAGGGUCAAUCUGAAUGAGGAGCCCAACACUAAAUUCAGUUUGGCAGUUAUUGCCUACGAUGAUGGGGAGCCGGUGAAGUUCAAUAAGACUCUGGUGGAGAUCACUGUGCUGCAGCCGUCCAUCAUUCCUGUGUUCACGCAGGAGGAGUACAGGUUCUCUCCAGUCAGCGAAAAUGCCCCUGUGGGAACGGUUGCAGGAGUCAUCUUGGCAGCCGCCAUAAACCAGACCAUCGUCUACUCCAUCAUCGAAGGAAAUGAGAGCGGUGAAUUUGUUGUGAACAACAUCACUGGAGUUAUCAGCACUGCCAAGCCGCUGGACUACGAGAGCAACAGCAGUUACGUCCUCCGCGUGGAAGCUGACUCCAUGAGGGUGGUGUCAUCCAACCUACGAGCACCAUCCAAAAGCAACACAGCAAAGGUCUUCAUCGAUGUGCAAGAUGAGAACGACCAUCCUCCUGAGUUCACUAAGCCCUUUUACCUCGGUGGGGUUGCAGAGGAUGCCAGGACCUUCACCUCUGUUUUACAGGUCCAGGCUGUGGAUAAGGACACAGGGAAUUACAGCGCCAUGCUGUACAGGCUGAUUAUCCCCCCAACUACUGACGGCAAAGAUGGCUUUGUUAUUGAGCCUUUCACAGGAGUAAUUAAGACAGCCAUCAUGUACAGAAACAUGCGGCGCUCCUAUUUCAGAUUCGACGUGGUUGCUACCGAUGACUACGGGGAGGGACUCAGCAGCAGCGCUCAAGUUGUGGUGUCGGUGGUUAACCAGCUGGACAUGCAGGUGGUCGUAUCCAACGUGCCGCCCACUGUAGUUGAGCAGAACAAGGAUCGACUGAUUGGGAUUUUAGAGCGCUAUGUCCAGGACCAGAUCCCAGGAGCUAAAGUUGUUGUGGAGUCGAUCGGUCCGCGCCGUUUUGGAGAGGGUUAUGAACAGGAGGACUACUCAAAAUCUGACCUGAUGAUUUAUGCAAUCGACCCUCUGACCAAUAGAGCUCUCUCAAGACAGGAGCUCUUCAAGUUUUUAGAUGGGAAGUUAUUAGACAUCAAUAAGGAGUUCCAGCCCUAUCUAGGUCGCGGGGGACGCAUUCUGGAGAUCCGCACGCCGGAUGUGGUGGAGAGCGUGAAGAAGGCCGUUCAGUCUGUUGGAUACACCGAAGGAGCUCUGCUGGCCCUGGCCGUCAUCAUCAUCAUGUGCUGUAUCCCAGCCAUCCUCAUCGUCAUCAUAACCUACCGGCAAUUCAAAGAACGACAGGCAGAGUGUGCAAAAACAGCCAGGAUUCAAAUGGCGCUUCCCACUGGCAAAUCCGGAGGCGCUGCCACCAACAAUCUGUAUGAAGAACUCGGCGACAGCACCAUCAGGACUAAGAGGUGUGUUCUGAAGGAUGGCGAUCGGCAGCGUCUCAUUAGCUCAUUUGCCUCCCGUGCAAUCACUGCUCACAAGCUUUCCACCGCUAAUGGAGUCCUGCUUAACAACUUGCCUAAGUCAGAAAGCAACAUAACUUUCCUUUCUGACGAGAACCCUCUUACUACAACCAACCCCCUAUACCAUGAUGACGGCACCCUCAGCAGCCCUGAUCACCAGAAUCACAGGUACCACCUAGGCACGUAUUCACCCAACAUGAGAGGUCUGAGAAAGUCCAUCCUGCACUUCCCAUCUGCAGGCUCAGGACAUGCCUGGACUUUACCUUCGAGGUUGCACAAGUGGGAGACCAAUGAAGCCCUACGGAGUAGAAGGGUGGCUAUGGAUCCAGUUCAGUGGGAGUUGCAUCUGCUAAAGUCAGACCUAAAGGACAGUAAGGAGAUGAUUGAUGGGUUUGAUGGGCUUGUAGACGGAGACCCAGAGCCCAAAUUGACAGUAAAAGAGCAGGCUCGACAGUUUGAGCAGCAGGCCUUGCAGGACAUAAGACAGAGGCAAGGCCAGGACUCCCGUGGGUCACUCUCUUCUGAAAUUAUUCUCUCGGUUUUUGAGACCCCACAGUCUUCAGUCAUGGGAUAUAACAGCAGGCCCCCAGCGAUAAUCAUAACCCAGAGUGACGGAACGCCUCCACCUAGUCACAAACCCACUCCACCAGUGCUGCGGAAGUUCAGCAGAAUAACUACCUAUUCCGAUGUGGAAUCUUACGAGGUCAAUGUGGAGAUCAUCCCAGACCCACCAGAUGUACCUGCUCCACAACCCCCACCACCUCCACCUCCCUCCAGUCCCCCACCACCGCCACCUCCUUCUAGUCCACCACCCCAAUCCAUUUCAGUCCCUCCAUCCCCACCAAACCCUCCUCGUCCAACCCCUCCACCUCCUCCUCCUCUCCCACCUCCUUUAUCACCAACCUUUUCCCGUUCAAUACCUCCUUCUCCAUUUGUCCUUCCUCCUCUUCCCUCAGUCACAUCCCUUCGACCGGUGUCCUUACGGCCCACUCCACCUCCACCGCCGCCCGAGCCUGAGCCUCCCAAGAGGGAACUCAAAGGGAUUCUUAAGAACAUCCAGAACAUAGCCGACAUAGAGAAAUCUGUUGCCAACAUGUACAGUCAGAUAGAUAAAAAGCAACGGCCACCAAAGAUUUUCCCCAAACCACAAGUGUCUGUCGAAACAGAGGCUGAUGUGUCAGAGGCGGAGACUGUACUAGAAAUUCCAGAACCAGAGCCCAAUCUAAACAUGAACUCACUAGUGGAGGAGCUGGAGAAACGCUUUCCUUCUCAGUCCACUAUCCUGUGACUCUAUCUUUGUCCAUGUUGCUAUUACUGUUUUAGAAGCAGUUCACACAGGAUGCAGUCUAGCAUUACAGCUAGGUGGUUAGCCUCCACUCUCUUUCAUUGAAUUAAGGUAAAGCCGUCAAUGUCCCAACAGGGCAUGGACAUACUGCGCUGAUUUGGAAUCUGCGCAGUAGUGAGCUGCAUCUUGCCCACAAACCCACAGAGUCAAUCGUACACACACGUCCCUGACUCUUUAAUUAGCCUGACUGCUCCAAUUUUUGUCUGCUGAUUGCCGUACAAGACGCUUGUGUUAAAAUGAGGUACAUACAACUCGUUUGCACCUUAGAACGCUGAGAGAAAUCUCUGCUGUUAAUCAAGCACGAUCUAUCAAUCAAACUAAUUACAAGCUUAUUGUAAUUACAAGCUUAUUGCAAACUAAUUACAAGCAUGAUCAAAACUACAUAAAAUGGAAAAAAAAAUUAAAUGUAAUUAUUUACAUUGUUUUACAUCCCCUUAAAUAACAUGGAAAGGGCAGGGAUUAAGACCUAUACAGGACCAACCUGUGGGUGAUCACUUUCGAAGACUUAAGGCUGAUUUAUACUCAUGCAUCGAAACUACGAUGUAGCCUGAUGUGCAACUCUCCAAAAAUGACACAGCACAUCGAUUCUACGUGAACCGCAAGCACUGUGAUUGAUCUGCUUGAACCCCUCCCUUCAUAUAUAUCCGAGCUUUGUGUGUGUUUAUGAGCACUGCAUUUAAAGCUUUAAUGUUACACCUUUAUAUUUAAAAUAAAUCAAAUCAAAGAACAAGUGUCUUAUUUAUUAUUUUGCAUAGCAUUAUACAUGAGUAGUAUACAACAAUGUUGAUCUGCCGUGGUACACGUCUUUGUGGAGAUGGAAUAAAUUCUCCUGUUCCGCUGUUGUCUUUGUUUUAUAGUUUUAAUAAUGAUUUAAUAAUUUGAUAUUUAUGUUUUGUUGUCAAGGCUAUAAUGCUUCUUCAAUGUGUCGUUUGUUCUUCGGCUUUUGCCGUGGUGUGGCGGGUUACACGAGCAGCAUACUUGUGGACACUGCAGACUAGCGGUCCGCAUGUGUAUUGCGCGUCGAUGCAGAAGUAUAAAUGAAAUCCGAUGCACAAUUUAUGGCGUAAUGGCUACAGGGUAGGUCUGACGCAGCAGUAUAAAUCAGCCUUUAUGUGGCAUUCCUGCACAAGAAUGUUUCCUGUGUGAACAGCCCCUUAAACUAGCACUACGUUCUUGUCAUCUUUUUGUCUUAUCGUUGUAUGUAAUUUUACUGUAUAACAAAAUCGAAUGUUUGUGCUUUUACAGUUUUUGUAUUUUUAAUAAGUUUUGCAAGAGUGUUUUAUUAUUUAGUUGAGAAAAACCUUCAUACAGGCAUUUUAAUGUGUUUUAGUAUACAAAACACUAUUACUUUUUAUCACUAUUACUAGAAAUUCUACUAAUCAUAUGCCCUGAUGUCAGGUUAUAUGUUAUUUGAUGGGAUAAAUGUCUUCUAUAAAGGUACACUUCAUGCUCUCACAUCUCAUUUCUCUUUCUUUCUUUUUUUCCUCAUGUUUUCCUUUGUUAAUUGUAUUAGCAGCUUUUUGACGCCACAUUUACUCUAUCUACCGGUUUUAAACAUUAUCUGGCACAGGAUAAGAACAGUCGUUUAUGCGAAUGUAAACGGAUUGAUAAAAAAGGAUGCGUGUAAAAAUAUCAGAUCUGUGCUUUAGACCUCACAGUGUGAGCCUGCGUUACCAUGCAUGCAUUAAGAGAGCCGUGUGGCUCAGACCGUUGCAUUCAUUUUACAUGAAAGAUCGUUUUGAGCAAAUACUUUUAUUUUUUCAAUGCAAAAGUGACAAAAAACUGCACUCCAAAAAGUGUUGAUCUUCCCUAUAUAAAAA